Messenger RNA from Brassica napus (rape), 1978 nucleotides. RefSeq names its product NAC domain-containing protein 5-like. Lineage: Eukaryota; Viridiplantae; Streptophyta; Magnoliopsida; Brassicales; Brassicaceae. The transcript is spliced from 2 exons. The coding region runs from base 1256 to 1720 and encodes 154 amino acids. Gene Ontology annotation, biological process: regulation of DNA-templated transcription. The record is from RefSeq and is a predicted model, not a curated record. Gene Ontology annotation, molecular function: DNA binding.
CAUCUGCAUUGAUUAUUCUACUGACAUACACUUCAAUUUUAGAGAAUCAGGUAAACGAAAAGAUUUUAAUUUUAUUAAUAUUACGAAGUAACACACUGUUUUCUUUUAUUUUAAUAUUCACGUUGAAUGCGUCCGCCAAUCUCCUUAUCCCUUUAUUAUUCUGGUUCCUUCUGUUUAUUACUCCCUCCGUUUCAUAUUAAGUGUCUGUUUUAGAGAAUUUUUUUCGUUACAAAAUAAGUGUCGUUUUCGAUUUUCAAUGCAAAAUUUAUUUUUCUAUUGGUUGAAAUAUGGUUAGGUGUAUAGGUAAUAGUAUUUUUUAUAGGAAAUGUACAAAAUUAAUUGUUUCUUUAAUCCGUGUGGCGAAACCUAAAACGACACUCAGAAUGAAACAUAGAGAAUAGUAUUUACUACUCCCUCUGUUUUUAAAAGAUGCAUAUUCUAAACUUUUCACAUGUAUUAAGAAAACUCAUUAAAUAUGCAUUGUUUUUUGUGAAUAACAAUUUUUCAUAAUUUUUAGCCAAUAGAAAUUCAAUAAACACCAUUAAUUUUUUUGAAACUUACAAUUUUUCAUAAAAUCAUACAUUGAAAAAGUAAAAAAUGUAUCUUUUUGAAACAAUUUUUUUUUCAGAACAUACGUCUUUUAGGAACGGAAGGAGUAUUUAGUAUCUGUUCAAAUGCUACAUUCUCCAGGAUCUUUGUUUAACCUACGGGUACGCGCCUUCGAGGAAGCUUCAUCGUAUCUACACAUGUUUUCUUUAAUCUUCACAGGGAUCAGAAGACGUUAACAUCACUGUAUUUUCAUCUUAGGUGCGAGAAUAACUUUGCUGUGUCACAUGACGAGCGCGCAACAAUUAUUAUAUCAAAAGUGAUCUUUGGAAGAAAUUGUGGAUUCCACCAAUUCCCUUUCCCCCGGCCGUCUUAUUUUUAUUAAUAAAAGGAAAAAGUCGUAAACGUUACACGUGUCAAAUUACCUAUGUACCGCAAGGGAUAAACGUCACAAACUCACAAUACAUCAUCAGUAUGAGCAGCUCUUUCAUGCUUCUUAGACAAAAUAAUAAUAUUUGAAAUUUUAGAGUUGCCAGUAGUUUUUUAAUAUAAAACCCCCUAUCGUCUUGCUCAUACACACAAUGUAAAACUAAUCGAAACAGCGAACGACAACAGAUAAAGAAGCUCCUCUGCUCUGCUUCAUAUUUUUUUCUUAGUUCCUUUUUCUUUUGGUUUUUGAUCUGAAACUUUUAGCCUUGUUGUGAAGAAAAUGGUGGAUCCGCAUCCCGUGGGUUUCAGAUUCUGUCCGACCGACGAGGAGAUCUUCAACCCUUACCUCAAGUCGAAGAAUAUGGAUGGUAACACGAGUCAUGUAGAUGAAGUCAUUAGCACAGUCGACAUCUAUAGCUUCGAUCCCUCGGAGUUAGCUUCCCAGUCGAGCUGGACGAGGAAGGAGACGGACAAUGUUUUGUAUUUCUUCUGUCCGAAGGAGAACAGAUAUAACAGAGGAGAGAGACAGAGCAGGAAAACCAAGUCUGGUUCUUGGAAGAAAACCGGAGUUACAACGAAUAUCAUGCGAAAGAGAGGAGAUUGCGAGAAGAUUGGUGAGAAAAGGGUCUUUGUGUUUCAGUACAGUAAGAUUUUUGGUGGAACGAAACUCAAGUCCGAUUGGGUUAUGCAUGAAUAUGUCGCUACGUUCGUGUCUCCUACUCAGGUAACAUUUGGUUGCUCGUAGUCGUAAAUGCAUAUUCUCUGUUGAUUGGCCCAUUUUUGGGCUGCGUUUGUGAUUGGAUGCUGAGUUGAUUAAUUUUCUGUUUUUUCUUGGUCAUAUUUGAUUUGGUACAGACCCCGAUGGUGACAUAUACACUAUGUAAAGUAAUGUUUAAGGGUGACGCCAGUGAUUUACCCUCUUCUUCUGCUGCUCCUGCUGGUGGUGGCGGCGGCCGUGGUUGUGAUGGUGGUUGUGAUGGUGGUGGUGGUGGUUGUGAUGGCG